Molecule: messenger RNA, 2197 nt
Organism: Macadamia integrifolia
Lineage: Eukaryota; Viridiplantae; Streptophyta; Magnoliopsida; Proteales; Proteaceae
Product: protein OBERON 1-like
Exons: 6
Coding region: 569-2020 (483 amino acids)
Source: RefSeq, a predicted model, not a curated record
UUACUAAAUUCCGUAUGUGUGGAGUCUCGUUUCUCGUGUCAGUGAUUUUCAGACUGUCUCCAACUCUCCUGUCAGUCCAGUGGAAACCUCAGAAUCCAAGCAAGAACAGAGUCAAUCUCAGUCUCUUUCGUCCAUGGAAAUCUUCGGUCGGUAACGGAUGAAAUGGAGAAAUCCGAUUUCUCUGGUGCAUUUUGUAAUUCGUUUUGAUCGUUUUUUAAUUUUCAUUUUUUCUUGUAUUUGUGUGAUUUGUUUGAAAUUCUCUUUUUUGUUAUCUUGAGCUUCGGUUCUCUUCAUCGAUUGUGUUGUUAUCCUGGAUCAGAAUCAGGAGACGAGGCCUCCUUUCCUUUCCAAUCUUUGUUAUCCAUCCAAAUUUCUAGUUUCCUUUUGUAUCAGUACUCUGUAGCAGCAACACUGAUGGCUUCCCUAUAAAUACCUUGGCGCUUUGCAGAAACUGGUUCAUAGGGUGUUUUGGCGAUCUGAGGAUUGUGGACAGGGGGCCGCUCACCUUUCUCACUAUCUUCAUCUGUCCUUUGAGUUAGGUUCAAUAAACUCCAGGGAAAAAGAACAGAUGGAUUCUAAUGUUCGUGAUGAAAGUAAUGGUUAUGAGGCUGAGGUAAAGGGAAAUGGUCUACACCUCUGGCCGGUUCCCGCUUGUGCAGGAGGUGAAGGUCUGCCAUAUGCUCCAAUAGAUUUUCCUAACCCCGGUGAUAACUGGACUUGGAAGGUGGGAAAGAGGAAAACAGGUACUGGGUUCUGGUGUGAUAGGUACUUGUAUACUCCAAUCGGUUUUCAGAAGACCAAUCACAAGAGACAGAGAUUCGCCAGCAUGCAAUCUCUUGAACAAUAUAUCCGGAAGGAAUUCCCUGAUAAGGACGUUAAGGCCUUCUUUUCCUCUUUUAGUUGGAGGAUCCCUGCAGAGCAGACAAAAGAUGACCAGGUUCCAUUGGGUGUUUUGUUUCCUGGGGAAGACAUGGCUGAAAACUCCAAAUUUGAUUCAGAGUCUGGGAGUACGGAUUGUAAGGCUAGAAAUAGGAUGUGCAAACUCCAACUACCAGCGGGGAACUAUUCUCUACCUGCCAUGGAUUGUAAUAUAUGUUGCAGCGAACCUGAUUUUUGUCGUGACUGUUGUUGUAUACUUUGCUGUAAGACUAUUGAUUGGACAUAUGGAGGUUAUAGUUUUAUUAGAUGUGAAGCAAAGGUGGAUGAGAACCAUAUUUGUGGGCACGUUGCACACAUGGACUGUGCUCUUCGUUCAUACAUGGCGGGGACUGUUGGAGGAAACAUUGGAUUAGAUGUUGAGUAUUACUGCCGACGCUGCGAUAAGAGGAUGGAUCUUAUUUCACAUGUUAGAAGGCUUCUACAGACCUGUGAAUCACUUGAUGCUCGGGAGGAGAUCAAAAAGAUUUUGAGCAUGGGUUUGUGCAUUUUACAUGGCUCACAAAGAGCAAGCGCAAAGAAGUUGCUGAAUCAUAUGGAGUUGGCUAUGACAAAGCUUAAACAUGGGAAUCCUCUUGAAGAAAUUUGGAAACAAGAUGAUUCAUCUGCUGUUUCCCCAGGGACUGCAGAUGUUGCCAUUGAUCAAGAUGACGGGGAUAUGAGAUCAGGCUCAGGGUUCACCCUCGGACUCAAUAGCAUACAGAAAAGGUCUCAAAAACCCACAUACAUAACUUCAGACUACAGGAUUGCAUCUGUGAAACUUGAAGAUGAGAUUGAUCAGGUGCUCCAAUCAUUGAGGAAAUCCCAGGAAGCAGAAUUCAGAAUUGCUGAGGAGAGGCUUUAUGCUCAAAAAAAUUUCCUUCUCAGCUUGUAUGAACAGAUUGACAUUGAGAGGACUGAACUGGUGAAACAAUCAACUACUGAAGGCGACUCUGAUCCUUUACUUACAAAUGUCUUGAACAGAGCGAAACAGAUAAAUGCAGAGUCUGCAAGACUCAAAGAGAUGGAGGAAGUAGCCAAGGGAUUUGGAAGAGUUUCUAAAACUAUUUUAAGUGAGCAUUUUGGUUUAGAAACUGAAGAUUGAAACUGUAUGAGUUUUACUUUUUUAACAAAAACCUGUAUGAGUUUAACUUAACAUUCCCUGAUGGUAUCUUGGGGAGUUAUGCAGAAGAUACUGGAUCUGCAAUCAUGAUGAUGAGACUUUGAUUGAGUUGAACCAAUGAACUAGAAAAUUUCAUCAAAUAUAUUAGACUUAGAUGUA